Molecule: messenger RNA, 4653 nt
Organism: Cydia fagiglandana
Lineage: Eukaryota; Metazoa; Arthropoda; Insecta; Lepidoptera; Tortricidae
Product: phosphatidylinositol 4-phosphate 5-kinase type-1 gamma-like
Exons: 15
Coding region: 202-2895 (897 amino acids)
Biological process (GO): phosphatidylinositol phosphate biosynthetic process
Cellular component (GO): plasma membrane
Molecular function (GO): 1-phosphatidylinositol-4-phosphate 5-kinase activity
Source: RefSeq, a predicted model, not a curated record
CAACCCAGUUAAAUAUGAACGGUCGUGUCAGACGGAUGUAACUGGGCGAGCUUUUUCGCGUAAACUAAUUGAUUUCUUCUAAUUAAAUUACUGUGAAUCGUUGUGUUAGUAAUGCAAGUGUGAUGUGAGCCAUGAUAAAUUAUAUUGUGCAAAGAUUGACUAUAGUGACUUCAAAAUAGGGGGUGUAACAGCGGAACAAAAAUGGCUUCGGGCGACACGGAUCACAUAGAAGUGAUGGAAUCCGGGAUAAAAAAGUCGGAAAUUGUAGCCCAGCCUUCGGGGUCGGAAGAUGAUGAUCGAGACAGGGUGUCGUUGGCUGAAAAAAUGGUGCCCUACGACCCGGCGGUGGGCCCCCUGGGUGCUAUCAGCAAGGUGCACAAAUCGGACCGGAAAAUCGGGCACCGGCGCGUCGGAGAGGGCGGAGAGAUCACCUACAAGAAGAUCCAAUCCUCACAGAUCAUGGGCUCCAUACAACUUGGAAUACAACACGCAAUCGGCGGUCUCGCAUCGAAACCGGAACGCGACCUGCUCAUGCAAGACUUCAUGACAGUGGAGACCACCAACUUCCCCCACGAGGGCUCCAAUCACACGCCGGCGCACCACUACUCGGAGUUCAAGUUUAAGACCUACGCGCCCAUAGCGUUUAGAUACUUCAGAGACCUCUUCGGGAUACAACCUGAUGAUUUCCUGAUGUCAAUGUGCAGCGCCCCCCUACGCGAGCUCAGCAAUCCGGGCGCGUCCGGCUCCAUCUUCUAUCUGACGAACGACGACGAAUUCAUCAUCAAGACAGUACAGCACAAAGAGGGCGAGUUCUUACAGAAGCUGCUGCCGGGAUACUACUUGAACCUCGAUCAGAACCCCCGCACGUUACUACCAAAGUUCUUCGGUCUGUACUGCUACCAGUGCAACAGUAAAAACGUGCGGCUCGUCGCCAUGAACAACAUACUGCCCUCCUCCGUCAAACUGCACCAGAAGUACGAUCUUAAAGGCUCCACGUACAAGAGGAAGGCCAGUAAAUCGGAACGACAAAAAGGCUCCCGCGCUACAUACAAGGAUCUGGACUUCAUAGAACACCACACCGAAGGCAUUUUUCUCGAGGCAGAAACUUACAAUGCGCUUAUAAAGACUAUGCAGAGAGAUUGCAGAGUGCUGGAGAGCUUUAAGAUCAUGGACUAUUCCCUCCUAGUCGGCAUCCAUAAUCUGGAUGAGGCGCAACGUGAGAAAACCGAAGCCAGAACCCGGACGGAAUCUGGACAGAGCGACGGUGAAGAGGACGGCAAUAAGAAGACCGGACUGAACCGGACGAGAUGCGACACCGAGGACUUCAAAGCCCAAGUGAAAAGGACACAAUCGAUAAACAGACAGCGGCUCGUGGCGCACUCUACUGCGAUGGAGAGCAUUCAGGCGGAGAGCGAACCUAUUGAUGAAGAGGAUGAUGUGCCACCGGGCGGCAUUCCGGCGCGGAACGCGCGCGGCGAGCGGCUACUACUCUUCCUAGGCAUCAUAGACAUUCUACAGUCGUACCGGCUUCGGAAGAAACUGGAGCACACGUGGAAGAGCAUGAUACACGACGGGGACACAGUAUCAGUCCACAGACCCAACUUCUACGCGCAGAGGUUCCUUGACUUCAUGGCUAAGACGGUCUUCAAGAAAAUACCUUCGUUGGACCUGCCCGAGAUCAAAGGGAACCACCGCAAGUUCAGGACUCUGGUCACGAGCUACAUAGCGCUGAAACACUCGCCGUCGAAGAGGAAAAGCAUCAGCAAGCCAAUCAGGCCGCAGGAGGAGAUCGACACGCCAGGACGGAAAUACAACAAACCAAUCAAAGACUACAAUCCAGAGUUGAUGAAGAACCGCCUAUCGCCUAGGUCUUCCCUGAGAUCUAGCCUCAGCGACUUCACGGACACCACAAUAUCUACCUGGAAUCAGAGACACCCUCAAACACCCACUGAGUAUCCUUCAGUAUUAUCUGACAGACUUAAAAACUUGGACAGAGAUCGCUUCUUCCAGCGUAGAAUAGAUUUUGACACGUCAAACUUAAAUCCAAGGGAUCCUGGUCCGUCAUACUUAGACAACGUUUAUAGAGCUACAGUCCAAGAUAGAAUGGACAGUUUAUCCGCACAAUUAACUAAAGUACUCAGCACAGGUGCGGGCAGUUCUCAUAUAAACGGAAGCCUAGCCGACAGCGGAAUACAGACAGAUAAUACUAGCACUAGCGUACCUCAAAUAUAUAUAGAAACGCAAGUACCGGGUAGUCCUGUUAAAAUUCUCAAAGACGCAGCGGUGGAUACUAGAAACGAAAAUAAUCUACAAGACAUACCAUUCAUUGAUGACGACGAAGAUUUAAGUAAAAGACGGUUCGUUCUAGAGAAACAUAAAUCCAUGUCCAACAUACCGGAAAAUUUAGAAGAUGAAACGGUAGUCGAGAGACUAUCGAAUAGCUACAAUCGAUCCAAAUCACCAUCUUUCAUAGAGAAAUUCAAGAAAUUCUUCACCGACAUAGGUCUAGUUAAAGCUGAUAGCGCUGAUAUAACUACAGAAACUAGUAACCCUAACACAUUACCUAAGAGUCUAAAUUCUAGCUAUAGAACCAGGAGCGUAACACCUACCAGGAGUUUAGAAACGCGAGAAGCAUCAACGUUACCAAAAGACAUGAGAUUCAGGAAAGUACGGUCGACGCAGACUGUUUACAUAAGACAAGAAUCUCCCGUAUCUAUCAAGAAAGACGCAGAACAACAAACUCACGUGUCGGUUGUCAAACUGAACGGAAACGAGUCUGAGGAAACUGAGAAGAUGAUUAGAGACGUAGUUUAUAUUAAGAGUAUCGAAAAAGCCGAGAUAUAUAGCACUAAUGAUAGCGGCAGCACUAUUAUAGUAGUACCACCAGCUGAUUGAGACUUAUAUCUCACUGUGUCGGUAUAAUUAUGUAUGUUUUCUGCUGUCAUGUGCUUUUUAACACUUGACAGACAAAUUGACGAAUAUAAGGUGUCUUACACAGUUUACAGAGCUUACUGUCAAGAUUCGAAUUUAAACUGUUGUGAGACAUACUAACAUUGAAUAAUUUUACGGUACGCGAUACACGGCCGUCGUGAACGCUGCUCGCACUGUUAGUGCUUGAGAAAGGAGACCUAGGCUCUCCAAAACAUGUCGUGCGAGUGACUAAAAACAAGUGAGUCUAAACCGUAAAAUUAUUCAAUGUCAAGAUUCGGUUUGAGGUUUUCUAGAAAGAAGUAAGGAUUGGUGAAUGUGAUUUGUAUGAGGAAAAAGAAUUUUUUGGCAAUGUUAUGUAGGGUUUUGAUUAAUGCUGUUACUCUGUACGGUUAAUGUUUUCAGUGAAAUUAAAUCAAGCAUAUUUUCAAGACUUAAAAUUGUAAGGAAAAGUGAAAUCGCUGAAAUCAGUAAAAAUUAAACCGUUAAAGCUUUAUUUAUAUAAACUAUAUGUCUUCAAAGCGCAAACAUAAAGCAUAUAUUAGCUUUGCAUUAAUAAUGUAUUCAUGGAGCACAAUCUAUAAAUCCUAAUUUUCUAUAAAAUAUUAUAGAGUUGCCGUUGCUGGAUAAAAAAUCAAUUCGUAUUCGCUCAAAUCUAAAUCGAAACGCUAGCAAUCAAGUGAAUUAAGUAAAUACAAUUUUAUGCACUUGUAACAGAGUUCAAAAUUUAAUGAAAAGCGAAUAAAGAAAAAACCCUGGUCACGGCACCAAUUAUUGUAAAGUUUAUUUUAUACACUCGAUUAAUUUACCUUAUUAUCUCCAUAAUACUGUAUUAAUCGUAUCAGUUCUAUGUAUUUACUUAAUGUUCUUCGUUUUUAGACAAUGGUUUUAAUAAACAUGGUAAAUAACGACGAUAUUAACAUCAUAUCGAAAGGAGAAUUUAGCUAAACUUUUUUCUGAAUAAAAUAUAUGUUUCUUUAUUCAAACAUAUUCCUCAUAAAAUGACAAAAUUUCUGUAACACCAAAUUAGACUGAAAAUUCAUAAAAAUGGGUUCUUUUCAGAAGUUCUAAGUAGGUUUAGACAGUUGCUUCUAUACUAUACUGCCCCGGUCCAAGUGCUGAUAUCCUAAUUUAAUAUUGUCAUGUAUUUGACAAUAUUUAAUUGGUAUAUUUAAUGUUUUAACUAAAUUGAUAUUGAUGAUGAAUUACGACGAUAUAUUAUUGUUUUGUUUCGCUAUUGUUACUAAUAAAACGAUUCGAAUCGGAAUAAUCUCGCGAACACAUGAGAAUAAGUAAAAUUGAACUAUUACGAGAUAAAUCCCUUUCAAAAAUGUAUUAUUAUGGUCAUAAAUUGAAUAGAAUAUGGCUCAAUAUGCAUUGAAGACAUUCCUUAUUUUUUCGAAUGAAAAGUAUUGAUAAUGUCACAAACUAAACUUUACGAAAGUGUCUUUCGAAGUAAGUAUUAAAGAAAUGAAAUUGUUUUAUAAUCUAGAAAUUGAUAGCUUUUGUAACAAUAUGUUAAAGUUUACAAAAAUCUAUUUUUAAUGGCGCUACUCUAUGGUUAAGUCCAAAUGGAAUGUGAAUCGUCAAAUUAUUCAUUUUUUUAUUGCUGUAUUUAAGAUAUUAUGUGAAUAAUUUUGACAGUCGACAUAAUUACGUUUGCGUAGAUUAGUAGAAAGAAAUUGUAUGUAUAUAAAGUUGUAAUAAAAGAUGAUUUAGAUGAAA